Serpula lacrymans var. lacrymans S7.9 is the source of this 448-nucleotide messenger RNA. RefSeq lists its product as uncharacterized. The record is from RefSeq and is a predicted model, not a curated record. The transcript is spliced from 3 exons. NCBI's taxonomy places the organism in Eukaryota, Fungi, Basidiomycota, Agaricomycetes, Boletales, Serpulaceae. The coding region runs from base 107 to 394 and encodes 95 amino acids.
GACGAUAAAGAGGCGCCGCGCUCUUUAAGGUCUAGUUCUUCCCCACUCCGUCUUCGUCUUCCCCAUCGCCCCAUCGUCCCUUGGGAGCCACAACGACAACACAGACAUGCAUACACACGGACCCUCACCCCCAUAUAAAUACAAGCAUACGCACAUACGCACAAGUCUGUCACCAUCACUGUACGCUGAAAAGACACCGGCGGGGGGCGUUAACGUUAACAUUGACACCGACGUUAACAUCGAUAUUGACAUCAACAGUCAACAGUCCGAAUCAACAGAAUCAAUCAGAAUCAGAAUCAGAACCAGAAUCAGGACCAGAAAAGUAGACUUGAAACAGGCCCAAUCAUCAACUUUUGAACCCUUGCUUGACGUCGUCGUCGUCGUCGUAUCGUAGCCGUAACGUCAUCGCAAUGAUAAUGAUAAAUAAUGAUGACGUUGGGCCUUGCAG